Messenger RNA from Lepisosteus oculatus (spotted gar), 2975 nucleotides. RefSeq names its product heparan sulfate glucosamine 3-O-sulfotransferase 3A1. The record is from RefSeq and is a predicted model, not a curated record. Gene Ontology annotation, molecular function: [heparan sulfate]-glucosamine 3-sulfotransferase activity. Lineage: Eukaryota; Metazoa; Chordata; Actinopteri; Semionotiformes; Lepisosteidae.
UUUUAACUUUGAAAACUAAUUAUGGAGGUAGCCAGUUUGAAUAAAGUGUUCAUAUAGGCUGCUGCUUAGGCUAGCUGUAUUAGAGCUUCUGUUUACGUGUUUAACUCCGUGUUGAAUUAACAAGGUUUAACACGAUUUCGUUUUUACAAUUAUUUCUUUUCACAUGCUUUUUUACAUUCCUGCUUUCUAGCGGAUCUAGAAGAUGCGGGGCAUAUUAGCUAGGCGAUUGCAUUGUCACGAAUAAUAAUCAUUCAUUCUACCACAGACCCAGAUUAAGGAAUUAUUCGGCUCAGCCACGGUGUAUUGAAACAACAGCGUUGUGCGGAGCGCGUCUAGUUCACAACCGAUGCAGUCUUACUUGGAGGUCUAUUUUUCUCGAUGGCAAGACUCACGAAUGCCUGCUUAGCAUGGCCGUGGCUGUGUCACCGACGACCCGCGGACCGUUAUGGCAUUUAGCUUUCUCUUCUCGGACCCUCUGUCCAGGAGCACCUUUAAGAAAUUCGUGGUCAUGCUGUGCUCCCUGCUCACCUCCCUGUACUUUCUCCACUGCCUGACCGAGAGCUGCGGCACCGCGCCGCACCCCGUCAGAGCGUCCGACCCAGCCCCGACCUACCUGGGCUCGGCCCUGGGAGACUGGACCCCGCUCAGAAGAAAAAGGCUUCUGCAGAAACGCACCAGCGGCCCCGUGUACGAGACGGCUGGGCGCAACGCCGGGUCCGAUGCCAGUCGCGGCGGCGGCCUCCGUGCGAGAGGUUGGUCUGACCCGGAGCACCUGAGAUCCGACCUGCGACUCUCCGGCUCGGUGAACUUGGCCGCCCUGGCGGGGAUGUCGGUGCUGUCGGCCGCGGGCGGGAGCUCGGGUGCGAGUAAACUGAGCCAGCUGGGCGAAGGCACCAAGAAGCUGCCCCAGGCGAUCAUCAUCGGGGUGAAGAAGGGAGGCACCCGCGCCCUCCUCGAGUUUCUCCGGGUGCACCCCGACAUCAGAGCUGUGGGAGCGGAGCCGCACUUCUUCGACAGGAACUUUGACAACGGGCUGGACUGGUACAGGGACCUGAUGCCUAAGACCCUGGAGGGCCAGAUCACCAUGGAGAAGACCCCCAGCUACUUUGUGACCCGGGAGGCUCCGGCUCGGAUCUGCGCAAUGUCCCGGGACACCAAGCUGAUCGUGGUGGUGCGGGACCCCGUCACCAGGGCCAUCUCCGACUACACCCAGACUUUAUCCAAGAAGCCCGACAUUCCCACCUUCGAGAGCCUGACCUUUAAAAACAGGACUACGGGUCUGAUCGACACCUCCUGGAGUGCCAUCCAGAUUGGCAUCUAUGCCAAGCACCUGGAGAACUGGCUGCAGUACUUCCCCAUGGGCCAGAUCCUCUUCGUGAGCGGGGAGCGGCUGAUCAGCGACCCGGCCGGAGAGCUGGGCCGAGUCCAGGACUUCCUGGGCCUCAAGAGGAUCAUCACAGACAAACACUUCUACUUCAACCAGACCAAGGGCUUCCCCUGCCUGAAGAAGGCCGAAGGCAGCAGCAAACCCCACUGCCUGGGCAAAACGAAAGGCAGGACCCACCCCAAUAUUGACCCAGAGGUGGUGCAGAGACUUCGGGACUUUUACAGACCCUUCAACAUGAAGUUCUAUCAGAUGACUGGCCAUAUAUUUGGCUGGGAGGAAGAAACAGACAUUACACUCAAUUUGUGAAAUACAAUGAGGAACUCAGCCUACAGGGGUUUCAGUAAAGGACAUGAUUUUGAUUUGAAAUGAGUCUCCGUCUAGGUGGGAUCGAGUUAUCUGAAUUUUGGAUUUAGGCACAAAUUUCAGGGACACCACGCCAUUGUUCAGCAAAAUUCAAUCAAAGCAAUAUGCUUUGGGAAGAAAAGUGAGUUAGCCAGUUUUGUAAAAUGACUUGAAAUAUUAACACUGCAAUGAAUUUUUUAACUAAAGCUUCAGUGCACUUAGGGGAUCUGAUAAAUAUAACUGUAAAGCAGUUUUUUGGGGUCUUGAAAAAAUUCUAUUUUAUUUUAAUGUAGUAUUCAGUUUCCAGAGAGCGUAGCUUUGAAAUAUUGAAAUAUUUUCAAGGACUGGGAAAAAAGCCAUGCAGACAUCAUAUGCAGAAAUGUCAUCAAUAUAAUAUUUUUUCUCUUUGUGGGGGUAACCAGGUCUGAGUGAAUGUGCAAUGCUUUUAUUGAUGUGUCUAUUGUCCCUUAUGAAGGCUGGGUUCUUGAUGUAUCUUCCUGCGUGAAGAUAUUACUAUAAAUCCAACCAAGCUGCUUAUAAGCUUUGUGUUUAAAAAAUAAAUGAUAAAAAGAAAUGUAUUUUUGGAAAUUAUUUAUUUAAAGCAAUUUACAUGUCACGUAUAUAACUAUUUUAAAUAAGCCUUCACUGUUUUGCCAUUUUACGUUCAAACAGAUUUUAAAUGCUUGUGGAUGUUUUCUUUUGUUUGUGCUUUUUUGUAACCAAAAACUAUGAUAAACAGUUAUGUUUUGUGGAAUUUCCUUUUUUUUAAUUAAGAGUGUUCUUUAAACUGUUUCCCAAACCCAAAACCUUUGAAACAGAUCAAACUGUUAUUAAAGAAAGACCUUCAGAUUACAGAACUGUUCUAAGUAAAACAGGAUUUUGUCAGGGCCUUUUGUCAAGUAAUGGAAGAAGUAUUUUUUCGGUAACAGCAAGUCAAGAUCUGCUGAGGAUAUGCAACGUGUUUAACGGUGUUUGUGUUUCUAGAUGCUUCCAAAUUAAACUGAGUGCAUUAGCUGCAGGUCUGGCAAUGUAGAAAUCCCAAGAGCCCUUAUGCUUUGAUUUGGAGCAAGCCCCUGAAGACCCCUGUCACCAGCUGAGCCUCCAGCUGGUUAUGGGUACAAGUUUGGGAAACACAUUGUGUUUGGUGCUAUUUCCAAUCUAUUAUACUGUUAUGUGUUUGGUGUACUUAAUUUAAGAGGUUGUUUGUUUUAUUUUUUAAGCACACUUGUAAUAAAAUAAUGGAACA